Homalodisca vitripennis (glassy-winged sharpshooter) is the source of this 982-nucleotide messenger RNA. RefSeq names its product LIM/homeobox protein Lhx3-like. Lineage: Eukaryota; Metazoa; Arthropoda; Insecta; Hemiptera; Cicadellidae. The coding region runs from base 14 to 253 and encodes 79 amino acids. The transcript has 2 exons. The record is from RefSeq and is a predicted model, not a curated record.
CGGCACCUUGGCGAUGGAUCAGGAAGGCGCUUCUCCUCACAACCGCUAUCUCCACGGAGACACCUCCACCCCGCCCUACCUGUCGUCACCCUCGCACCCCCUGCCCUACGGUGGAGAGCCCUACUCCUCCUUAGGUCAAGGACACCCCCACCCGCCACCCUCGGAGAUAUCGGACGGCAGCUCCACCCAUGGGUACCCGGACUUUCCCCCCAGUCCGGACUCGUGGUUAGGCGAAGCCCCCCAUCGCUACUGAGAUACGGCCCCCGCCAUCCAGACUCUCGCUCCCAGGUUCUUUCCUCCGGGACUGGAUGUGUUCAGACCGCGGGCGCUGCCCCAGCCCGUCCCCUUGCGGCCCGUCAUCCCCCCGCCAUCCUCGCCCAGUCCCCUCGUCAUACCCUCGGUCAAGACGGAGGAAACCAUGUGAUAAACGGACUCUUCCUCCCGCUCCUUUGGGUUUUGUGUCUUAUGUAAAUAGAUAGUCGGCGGUAGGCGACGCGAUGUCUUGUAUAGAUGUGACCCAACAACCACCGGCGGCUCUCCCAGCUCGCUCUGCCCCUUCUGCACUCCGUUCCUUGCCCACAUUUAGUUUGAGUGAUUUAAAAAAAGAAAAAAAAAACAUUUACUACAUCAUUCAUUACGAAACCAAAUUUGAUUUAGUGCAACAACGUGUUUGAUACUCAUCAAGUACCACCACUCUUUCAAAAUUGUUUAAACACAUUGUCCCCGUACGUCCUCAGUCCCCCAGGGAAAGCCGCCCGACAUAGUGUUGAAAUGUGUGUACAGACAAAUAGAAGACAAUGAGUAUUUAAUGCUAAAGUAUAUUUCUUUCUGUCGCAAACGGAAGCACGUUCUAGUCAAUUACAUUAUGUUGUACUGAGUACCGUAUGUUUCGAGCCAACGAGUGAGUUAGCGUAGAGUCAAGAACGUAGCCAGAAAACAAAUUUUGAGGGGUUCCAGACAACUGAUAUUUUCCCGUAGUGGA